Paramormyrops kingsleyae is the source of this 9494-nucleotide messenger RNA. Lineage: Eukaryota; Metazoa; Chordata; Actinopteri; Osteoglossiformes; Mormyridae. The record is from RefSeq and is a predicted model, not a curated record.
CCCUACAUUUCUGCCUAUUUUAUUCUCUGUGUUGCAUGUAUGUGUGUGGGGCUUCGCCUGGGCUGUGUAAUGAUAAACGCUGCAUUUGCGUUGUGUUUCUUGCAGUUUGUACCGAACGGAAGCAGGGGGGAACACAGCAUCCUGAAGUAUCACAGUCAGGCGAAUUUCAUAUUUUGGACAGGAUUUUAGAGUACCAGGUCCUGCACUAUGUCUGCCAAGACAGCAGGGGUCGCCACCAACGAUGUCACGCACUUCCUGUCCAUGGGGGCGGGGCCUGCAUCCCCUACCUCAGUUUUCUCCGCUUCAAGCCAGGCUGACUGGGCAGCUAAGAGGCUGGUGUGGGUUCCCUCGGAGAAGCACGGCUUUGAGGCGGCCAGCGUGCGGGAGGAGCGCGGGGAUGAGGUGGAAGUGGAGCUGACGGACAGUGGCCGGCGGGUGACGCUGUCCCGUGAGGAGGUGCAGCGCAUGAACCCGCCACGCUUCAGCAAGGUGGAGGACAUGGCUGACCUCACCUGCCUGAACGAGGCCUCCGUGCUACACAAUCUGAGGGAGAGAUACUACUCCGGCCUCAUCUAUACCUACUCGGGACUCUUCUGUGUGGUCAUCAACCCAUACAAGAACCUACCCAUCUACACCGAGUCCAUCGUAGAGAUGUACCGGGGCAAGAAGCGCCACGAAAUGCCCCCGCACAUUUAUGCCAUCUCUGAGGCUGCGUACCGAAGCAUGCUGCAAGAUAGAGAAGAUCAGUCCAUACUGUGCACGGGUGAGUCGGGAGCCGGGAAGACGGAGAACACAAAGAAGGUGAUCCAGUACUUGGCUCAUGUGGCGUCAUCGCACAAGACGGGCACGCUUGGCAGAAGCAAGGACACGACGGAUAGCUCCAAAGCUGCCCAGAGGGCCACUGCAAUGCUCGGCAGGAGCGAACAGUAUGGGGAGCUGGAGAGGCAGCUUCUACAGGCCAAUCCCAUCCUGGAGGCUUUUGGCAACGCUAAGACCGUCAAGAAUGACAAUUCUUCUCGAUUUGGUAAAUUUAUCCGCAUCAAUUUUGACGUGGCGGGGUACAUCGUCGGAGCCAAUAUCGAGACCUAUCUCCUGGAGAAGUCCCGCGCCAUCCGGCAGGCCAAGGACGAGAGGACCUUCCACAUCUUCUACCAGCUCCUCUGUGGCGCCUCUGAGAGCAUGAGAGCGGACCUGCUCCUGGCCGGUGCUGAUCAGUACCGCUUCCUGAGCGGUGGCUCAAUCCCGGUGCCGGGGCAGAGCGACGCCGAGAACUUCACACAGACGAUGGAUUCCAUGACCAUCAUGGGCUUCACCAAGGAGGAGGCGCUGGCCAUGAUGAAGGUGAUCUCGGCUGUGCUGCAGUUCGGAAACGUCUCCUUCCACAAGGAGAAGAACUCAGACCAGGCCUCCAUGCCGGACGACACGGCGGCCCAGAAGCUGUGCCACCUGCUGGGCAUCAGCGUGCUGGAGUUCACACGCGCCAUCCUCACGCCCCGCAUCAAAGUGGGCAGGGAGUACGUGCAGAAGGCGCAGACCAAGGAGCAGGCCGAUUUUGCCGUGGAGGCUCUGGCCAAAGCUACAUAUGAGCGCCUCUUCCGCUGGCUGGUCCACCGGAUCAACCGGGCCCUGGACCGCCGGCAGAGGCAGGGAGCCUCCUUCAUCGGUAUCCUGGACAUCGCUGGGUUCGAGAUCUUUCAGCUGAAUUCGUUCGAGCAGCUGUGCAUAAACUACACCAACGAGAAGCUCCAGCAGCUCUUCAACCACACCAUGUUCGUGCUGGAGCAGGAGGAGUACCAGAGGGAGGGCAUCGAGUGGAACUUCAUCGACUUUGGCUUGGACCUACAGCCCUGCAUUGACCUCAUAGAACGGCCUGCUCACCCACCAGGGGUGUUGGCUCUGCUGGACGAGGAGUGUUGGUUCCCGCGGGCCACGGACCGCUCCUUUGUGGACAAGCUGUCCGGGGAGCAGGGCUCACACCCCAAGUUCCACCGGCCCCGGCAGCUGAGACAGGAAGCUGACUUCUCCAUCAUCCACUAUGCUGGGAGGGUGGACUACAAAGCAGAUGAGUGGCUUGUGAAGAACAUGGACCCUUUGAAUGACAAUGUAGCUUCACUUCUUCAUCAGUCCUCUGAUCACUUCAUCUCUGAGCUGUGGCGUGAAGAUAUUCAGACUCUUCCUCGUGUUUACUUUUUCGACUCCUACGCCACUCUUCAGACCAAUGGCUCUGACAGUGGAGCAGUGGAGAGGAUUGUGGGCCUGGACCAGGUCUCAUCCGGGGGUCUGGGCGAAGGGGCCGGGGCGGUAGCCUUUGGAGCAGCAGGCUUGAAGACCAAGAAGGGCAUGUUUAGGACAGUGGGGCAGCUCUAUAAGGAGUCGCUGACCAAGCUGAUGGCAACACUGAGGAACACCAACCCCAACUUCCUGCGCUGCAUCAUCCCCAACCACGAGAAGAGGGCGGGAAAGCUGACCCCCCACCUGGUUCUGGAUCAGCUCCGAUGUAAUGGGGUCCUGGAGGGCAUCCGCAUUUGCAGACAGGGUUUUCCGAACCGCAUCCCAUUCCAGGAAUUCAGGCAGAGGUAUGAGAUCCUGACCCCCAACGCCAUCCCGCGCACCUUCAUGGACGGCAAGCAGGCCUGUGAGCUCAUGAUCAGUGCCCUGGAACUGGACCAGAACCUUUUCAGGGUGGGUCAGAGCAAGGUGUUCUUCAGAGCUGGGGUUCUGGCCCACCUAGAGGAAGAGCGGGAUCUGAAGAUCACGGACACCAUCAUCCGCUUCCAGAGCGUGGCCAGAGGCUACCUAGCGAGGAGGGCGUUCCUAAAAAAGCAGCAGCAGCUCAGUGCCCUGAGGGUCAUGCAGAGGAACUGUGCUGCCUACCUCAAGCUGAGGAACUGGCAGUGGUGGCGACUCUUCACCAAGGUGAAGCCCCUCCUGCAGGUCACACGCCAGGAUGAAGAGAUCCAGGCUAAGGAGGCCGAGCUUCAGAAGGCGAAGGACAAACUGUCCAAAGUGGAGCAGGACUUUGGUGACCUGGAGAGGAAACAUCAGCAGCUGAUUGAGGAGAAGGCAGUGCUCGCAGACCAGCUCCAGGCAGAGGCGGAGCUCUUUGCGGAGGCAGAGGAGAUGAGAGCGAGGCUGGCCAGUAGGAAACAGGAAUUGGAGGAAGUGCUGGGUGAACUUGAGGGGCGCCUGGAGGAGGAGGAGGAGAGGGGUGUACAGCUGACCAAUGAGAAGAAGCGGCUGCAGCAGAACAUUCAGGACCUGGAGGAGCAGCUGGAGGAGGAAGAGGCAGCCCGACAGCGCCUCCUGCUGGAGAAGGUAACGCUGGAGACAAAGGUGAAGAGUCUGGAGGCGGAGACCCUGAACCUCAGCGAGCAUAGAGAUCGGCUCAACAAGGAGAAAAAGCAGCUUGAGGAGCGACUGAGCGAAGUGACAGACCAGCUGACAGAAGAGGAAGAGAAAGUGAAGAGCCUGAACAAACUAAAGAACAAGCAGGAAGCGGUCAUCGCCGAUUUGGAGGAGCGGCUGAAGCGGGAGGAGCAGGGCCGGAUGGAGCAGGAGAAGUGGAGGCGCAGGAUGGAGAAUGAGGCCGUGGAGGCGCAGGAGCAGCUAUCUGAGCUGGGUCUCCUGUCGGCUGAGCUGAGGGGGAGUUUGACCCAGCGGGAAAAGGAGAUCACUACCCUGCAGGGCCGGCUAGAGGAGGAGGGGGCCCGACGGGCAGAGGCACAGAGAGCCCUGCGGGAAGCCAUGUCGCAGGUGUCAGAGCUCAAGGAAGAGGUGGAGAAUGAGCGGGGGAUGAGGGAGAGAGCAGAGAAACAGCGGCGCGACCUGGGGGAGGAGCUGGAGGCUCUGCGGACCGAGCUGGAGGACACACUGGACACCACGGCUGCCCAGCAGGAGCUGAGGUCCCGCAGGGAGGCGGAGCUGGGGGAGCUACAGCGCUGCCUGGAGGAGGAGACGCGGCGUCACGAGGCCCAGCUGUCCGAGCUGCGCGUGCGCCACUGUGCAGCCAUCGACUCGCUGCAGGAACAGCUGGAUAACAGCAAGCGGUCACGCCAGUCGCUGGAGAAGGCCAAGGCAGUCCUGGAGGAGGAGAGGAGCAGCCUGAGUGGGGAGCUGAAGACGCUGCAGGGCAGCAGGAUGGAGAGUGAGCGGGGCAGGAAGAGGGCGGAGGGCCAGCUGCAGGAGCUGAACGCCCGGCUAGCGCAGAGCGAGCGGGAACGGGAGGAGCGGGAGGAGCGGCUACACAAGCUGCAGUCUGAAAUAGAGUCGCUGUCCGCCUCUCUCUCCGCGUCUGAGUCCAAAUCCCUGCGACUCAGUAAGGAGGUCAGCAGCCUGGAGAGCCAGCUCCACGACGCCCAGGAGCUCCUGCAGGAUGAGACGCGGCAGAAGCUGGCCCUGGGCUCACGGGUGCGAGGGCUGGAGGAAGAGCGGGCCGGGCUGAUGGAGAGAGUGGAGGAGGAAGAGGAGCGAGUGAAGGAGCUGAACAGGCAGAUCCAGACUCACACGCAGCAGCUGGCUGAGCUGCGUCGGCAACUAGAUGAGGUGAACACGGCGGCGGAGGCAGGAGAGGAAUGCCGGCGAAAGCUGCAGCGGGAGCUGGAGGGCGCAUGCCAGCGGGAGCGGACGCGGGAGGAGGAGAAGGACCGGGCGGAGCGGCAACGGGAGCGUCUCCGUGAGGAGAUUGAGGACAUGACCGUGGCCCUGCAACGCGAGAGGCAGAACUGCACCAUGCUGGAGAAGAGGCAGAAAAAGUUCGACCAGUGCCUGGCGGAUGAGAAAGCCGUCAGCGCCCGGCUGGCUGAGGAGCGGGACCGAGCGGAGGCAGAGAACCGCGAGAAGGAGACGCGCACCCUGUCCCUGUCCCGCGCCCUGCAGGAGGCCACUGACCAGAAGGAGGAGCUGGAACGUGUCAAUAAGCAGCUGAGGCUCGACAUGGAGCAGCUCGUAAAUGCCCAGGACGACGUGGGCAAGAAUGUCCAUGAGCUGGAGCGGUCUCGUCGGAGCCUGGAAACGGAGGCGCAGUCCCUCCGAGUGCAGACCCAGGAGCUGGAGGAGGAGCUUGCCGAGGCAGAGAACUCGAGGCUGAGGCUGGAGGUGACACUGCAGGCCCUGAGGGCGCAGUUCGAGAGGGAGAUCAGCAGCAAGGAGGAGAAGGGCGAGGAGAAGAGGAGGGCACUUAGCAAGCAGGUCCGAGAGCUGGAGUCACAGCUGGAAGAGGAGCGCAGCCAGAGAGCGCAGGCUGUAUCCGUCAAGAAGCAACUGGAGGCGGAGCUACAGGAGGCAGAGGCACAGGUGGAGGCGGCCACUCGCGGCAGGGAGGAGGCGCAGAGGCAGCUGCGACGUUUGCAGACCCAGAUGAAGGAUGUGCUGCGGGAACUUGACGAGACGAAGCUGGCCCGUGAUGAGGUGGUCGCCCAAUCUAAGGACAGCGAGAAGCGGCUGCAGGCCCUGGAGGCGGAGCUACUGCAGCUAACGGAGGAACUGGCCAACGCAGAGAGGAUAAGGAGACAGGCUCAGCAGGAGCGGGACGAAAUGGCUGAUGAGAUACUCAACAGCUCCACUGGAAAAUCCGCACUGUGUGAUGAGAAGCGGAGGCUGGAAGUGAGAGUGACCCAGCUGGAGGAGGAGCUGGAGGAAGAGCAGAGCAAUGCGGAGAUGCUGGCGGAACGGCACAGGAAGACUGUCCUCCAGGUGGAGACCCUGACAGUGCAGCUUGCCGGGGAGCGCACCCUGACGCAAAAGAGUGACAGCGCCCGGGAGCAGCUGGAGAGGCAGAACAAGGAGCUGAAAGUCCGACUGGGGGAGAUGGAGGGAGCCUUGCGAGGAAAACACAGACUCAGUGUCGCCGCCCUGGAGGCCAAGAUUGAUGCCAUGGAGGAGCAGCUGGAGCAGGAGAGACAGGAGCGGGCAGUUGCCAACAAGCUGGUGCGCAAGACCGAGAAGAAGUUGAAGGAGGUACUGAUGCAGGUGGAGGAUGAGCGGAGACAUGCUGACCAGUACAAGGAGCAGCUGGAGAAGUCCAUGGGCCGUCUCCGGCAGCUGAAGAGACAACUGGAGGAGGUGGAGGAGGAGAACUCACGCACCAAUGCACAGCGACGCAAACUGCAGCGGGAGCUGGAGGAAAUGACGGACAGCAGUCAGAGCAUGACCAGGGAGAUCGCAGCCCUGCGCAACCAACUCAGCGCCACAGAGCGGAGAGAUGAGAAACGCGCCCCCCUCCCUCUCUCCCUGCGUGCUGCCCGUCGGCCGCUGGUGGACGACCUCUCCCUAGAGAACUCCGAUUCUGAGGAGCCCCCCGCCUCCCCCUCCCCAUCCACCGGCCUCCCGGCCACACCUACGCCCUCUGAGCACAGCCUGGAGCCCCAGCUCCCGUAUGGCCUGACAGAGUCGGAGUGAAGGGGGGCACUGGGGGUGCUCUACGGCCAAUGGACGGACCCACCGACUCACUGACUCAAGGUGCCCCCCAUGGCGUCGGUGCUGAGUGUGGGGGAAGAUCAGGCAAAGAAGAAAAUCUCCAGGAGCAGACAGACAGAAGGAAGGGCACAUUACACUGACUGACUGGACAUUAAACAUCAGAAUGAAGAACUGCUGCACUGAGAGAGAGAGAGAGAGAGACAGACUAAGAACUUUUAUUUUGAAAGGGGGAAAAAAAGAUCCCAGUAUACACUGGGAGGCCUAACCAAUUAGCAAAUCUCUUUUAGUAUAUCCUGCUUAAUGUGACAGUGUGUGUACCAUGAUGGUUAUUCAAAAUAAGUGUUUUUUUUAUUUAAAAGCCAGGUUUGGUUGAGGCAUUUUGCAUGAGCUUGCAAAAACAAAGGUGACAGAAACGAAGGAAAAUAAUGAAGGACGGGUAACUUUAUUUGUAAACGUUGAAAAAUCCCACUGAUUCUGCAAGUAAGAGAUGCACCCUUACUGCCUGCGGUAAUAAUAUUAAUAUGCUCUGGUACUUUUUUUAUGAAAACCGCUUUGACUCGCUCACAUUCUAAAAAGCAGGGUACUGUAAAGUCACCACUUCAGAUGCGCUCACCCUGAUUGAGGUAGAUGUCCUUCACCCAGGGUUUGAUGAGAGCGAGCAGGGAUGAGUCAGUGUGAAAUGCAACAUUUUGAGUGUUGACCUGAAUACAUUUUACCUGAAAGUAAACCUUUCUUAGAAUACCUACACUUUAAUGUGAGAAUCUCACCACUAGCAUAAAAAUGCAACCUUGGUCCGCUGUUUUAUCUUCCACCAGGAACAGUUUUUUUUUUUGUUGCAAUAAUUAGUCUAGUAUUUUAAUCAUAUUUCUUUCAAUUAUUGACUAUAUCUAAUGGUUUCUUACAAAAUGACUCAAUUUACACACACACACACACACAUAUAUAUAUAUAUAUAUAUAUAUAUAUAUAUAUAUAUAAGUGUUUUGGAGGAAAAUGCCUAACCCUACAUAGUCUGCGUAAUGAGGCCUGUGGAUUACAGUGAAGACCAACGUGAAACUGCAGUGUGUAGAUAGACUCAUGGUUUACAAGCUGAUCAGAAUUAAAAACACUUUCAUGAUGCACAUGUAGGUUGUUUUAAUGAGAUUUUAACAGGUGAAUUCCUUCUCUGUGUAGUGCCGUGCUCUGUGUCCAGGUGCUGACAUGAAGCUCUCUUAUGUGAUAGAUAACAUGCAUCUAGGUAAACACACUUUGCUUACUUAGCACUUUUGUUAUAUUGUUACUUUUGUUACUAUAUAAACAGGCUUUCCUUGCUUAGCACUUUUGUUACACUGGUUCAGUUACAGUUGAAAUAUUAAUGUCACAGCUGAUCGUCUCCUUUAUUUACUGGUUAGUAUGUUGUUUGCCUUCAUACAGUACAGGUGUUUCUUCUCAAACACAGUCAUGGUGAUCUCAUAUUUCACCUGGUCUUUAGCCUUGAUUUUUGACCAGAAACUCUAGGAAAGCGCUUUAGGGGUCUGAGCGCUUAGGAGAAUGGAGUCCUGUUUGAAAUGCAUAUUAAAGAUAAUUGCACUGACCAAGCCGCUUUGGGUGACAUAAAGUCGUAGGUUAAUAUAUUAGCGCUGUUUUUUCUGAAGGCCAGACUACAGAAAAAACUGGAAGAUUUAAAAUAGUCUUAAUCCAGAAAAGGCGGGAAAUGAGAGAACCUCCAUUUUUACUGCUGAUCUUUCUCAGUAUACUCGUAUCAGAACCACUGGCAGCAUUUCAACAGCGGAAAUAUUGUGCGAUGUCUAUUUUAGUGGUUGUGUAAAGUGUUUGUUAAUGGACGCUCAGUGUUUUCCAAAUGGAGCGAAUAUUUACGUUAUCAAAAUUUAGGAUAUAUUUAAUACAACCAAAUUUAGCAAAUAAUGAAAAGCAUUUCCAAGAGUGACGUGAAGGGUAAAAAUGUACUUCCUCUGGUAUCUGGAGGUUUUCGCCUCAGACAUUUUUUAGGUCAUCUGAAGUGCUCUACGUCGUAUUUCUGUAACUUUAUACAAGUGGUACAUGACAAACCGAGUAGUGUUUGAAGCAGAUAUUUACUGUUUGAUGAAAUGUAUUAAUCAGGGUUUCAGCUGUUCUAAUAUGCAGUAAAUAUAUAUAGCGAAGAAACCUACAAUGAAUCUUAAGAAAGGUUUCAGUAUAUAAAAAAGUUUCUUAAUUAGCUCCCCAGUCAGAAUUUACGUCCAUGGCAAACGAUCAUAAUUCACCUAACUGGCUUAAUCCAUUUGCAGAUCAUUUUCAUAGUCUCAAAUUCAGCAUUUUUUACCCCACCCCACCCCCAAAUCCUUCUCCGUUAUAUUAUUUAUGUUGUACAGAUCCUCCUUCUGUCACCGAUUGUAUGGACAGACAGAGAGAGAGAGAGCCACCCCUCUACGUCUUUCACGUUGUAUUGCAAGCAUAACUGGGGUGCAGUCAGAACGUUUUUAAAAAACCAGAUUAACCUCACACCCCCUCUAAGAAACAGAGGGAAUAUCCUGGGGAUGUAUAUACUGUGCCCUUAUAUAACGGGCACGACUCAUUGCAACUUUGCAGUUAACUUAUCGUACAAGGAUGGUGCUUCGGUAUUAUUACCGUGAUUUAGGCUUACUUGGAAUGCUCUCAGCGUUUUACUUAUUCUGUGGCACUCUGUUUACUUUCUGUGUAAAAAAUUUUGGGAGAGGGUUCAUGUGGAAAAUUAUUCAAAAAGUAUUCCUCUUUUAAUUCAUUUUACAAAUUGCAAUGUUUCUCCUGUGUACCUUUAUGAAUAUUUAUUUGAACUUGAACGACGACACGGACAUAACAUGAAAUAAUGUUUCUAGUAAAUGUGCACUUUAUAUUCCAGUAGAUGGCAACAAAAUCCAGCCGUUCACCCUCUCCGGCGUGUUUGGCUUUCAGCCGUGCUCUGCAAGCCAACUGUUUGUUUUAUGAAUUCAUAUGCUUACAAAUUCUCAUUAAAUUCUAAACCCUUUGUCCUAAUAAAACAUUUUUGAUUUCCAGAUACUUCUAUACUUCUGAUGUGCAUCAGAUAUUGUUUUAUGUUUUAUUAAACAUCAAUCUAAUUAAUUUUA